CCCCCCUUUCAACUUCAAAUGGGGGGUUCAAGCGUCCUCCGGUUAACGAGUCUCGAGGCUGUUUAUAUAAGUAUUCAAAUAUUCUGUUCUAUUCUUUUCUAAGAACUUUGAGGUUCUUUCAAGUGCAUAAUUCCUAUUGAAUUUUUGUAUUUGAAAGCCCGUUAUUAGUGGUCAUUUUAAACAUGUCUCUCGGGGUACCUGUUAAAAUACUCCAUGAAGCAGAAGGGCACAUAAUUACUUUGGAAACGAACACCGGCGAGGUGUAUCGCGGUAAAUUGAUAGAAGCCGAAGAUAAUAUGAACUGUCAUAUGGCUGAUAUUACAGUUACAUAUAGAGACGGAAAAGUAGGCAAAUUGGAAAAUAUGUACAUCAGAGGUAGUAAAAUCAGGUUCUUUAUUUUGCCGGACAUGUUGAAAAACGCACCUAUGUUCAAAAAAGCUGGUGCCAGAGUCGGUGCCGGAAAUCGUGGAAAGUCCGCAAUUCUUCGAGCACAAGCUGCUCGAGGGCGUGGACGGACCAAGACAAUUUUUCCACGACGUAAUUGAACUGUUUCAUCAUUUGUACCAAUUCUCAUCAUUCAUCAUUUUUUCAAACUAUUUUUCCCUGCUGUAAUUACUGUAAUGUUUUUAUUGUCAAUUAAUAAGCUGGAUUAGUUUUAU
This is a messenger RNA of Argiope bruennichi, 659 nucleotides long. RefSeq names its product small nuclear ribonucleoprotein Sm D3-like. Lineage: Eukaryota; Metazoa; Arthropoda; Arachnida; Araneae; Araneidae. The transcript has 2 exons. The record is from RefSeq and is a predicted model, not a curated record. Gene Ontology annotation, biological process: RNA processing; spliceosomal snRNP assembly. Bases 183 to 545 code for a protein of 120 amino acids. Gene Ontology annotation, molecular function: RNA binding. Gene Ontology annotation, cellular component: SMN-Sm protein complex; catalytic step 2 spliceosome; U1 snRNP.